Aspergillus viridinutans is the source of this 399-nucleotide messenger RNA. RefSeq lists its product as uncharacterized. The coding region runs from base 1 to 399 and encodes 132 amino acids. The transcript has a single exon. Lineage: Eukaryota; Fungi; Ascomycota; Eurotiomycetes; Eurotiales; Aspergillaceae. The record is from RefSeq and is a predicted model, not a curated record.
AUGUCUCGUUUACAGCACGAAGGCUGGCCCGACUCAGUAGGCUGGAAAAACAAGGCCGCCCUUAAAAAAGCCGCAAGUGAUACAGUAGGACUCACCAAGGAGCCGCUCAAAGCCACUGAGCCUGACAAAGGCACGCAGUUCGCGAAGAUUAUCAAAGAGGGAGCAAGCUAUCUCCUCAGGAGUGUAGUAACGAGUGGGGGUGAAGGACGACGCCAGUAUGAGCUGGAUCUCGAACAAGCUUGUGCCGCAUUUCUCAAGAUCGCUAUGAAUAUCAGAACACUACUCAUGGAUCUCCUACUAGAAGAGGAGAAGGCGCUAUAUGCUUUGGGGCAAGAAGAGAUGUUGUCAAGUGAAAUGGAAAGAAUGACAUUGGUCACAGCGGUCCAUCGAGCUGCGUGA